AUGAUAAGAGAAAUACAAUCUCAACAUAUUCUACAAGCAUUAGAACUAGGAGAAAUUGAAAGUGGGCAAGGUUUAAACCAAGAACAUGGCUUAGGUAGGCCUGGUGAUACUAGGUGGGGAUCACAUUACAAAACUGUUUCAAAUGUUACCGCAUUGUAUGCUACUAUUGUUAAAGUUCUUGAGAAGAUUGGAUCAAAUAAGAUUUAUAAGGAUGAUCGCGUGAAGGCUAUCACUGUCAUGUCUACAUUUGAAUCAUUUGAAUUUGUAUUUAUGAUACAUUUGAUGUCCGAAAUAUUUGGGAUUACUGAUAAAUUGUGUCAAGCUCUGCAAAAGGGGGACCAAGAUAUUGUUAAUGCCAUGACAUAUGUUAAAUUGACUAAGGAGGGAUUACAACAAAUGAGGGACCAUGGGUGGGAAGACUUUUUACAUCUUGUGGUUUGUUUUUGUGUUAAACAUGAUGUAGAAGUUCCUACUAUGGAUGAUAUGUAUGUUCCUCGUGGAAGGUCAAGACGCUUCUUUGCCAAAGUUUCAAAUCUUCAUCGAUUUCGGGUAGAAAUGUUUAUAAGUGUCAUUGAUUUACAACUCCAAGAGCUCAAUAGUAGAUUUGAUGAAGAAAAUACGGAGUUACUUAUUUGUGUGUCAUGCUUAAACCCGAUCAAUUCAUUUGCGGCAUUUGAUAUGCAAAAGUUGUUGAGACUUGCUGAGUUAUAUCCCAAAGAGUUUCCAACUAAUGAUAUGACGAUGACUGCACUUCGUCAUGAGCUUCAAUUUUAUAUUAAUGAUGUGCGCCAAGAUGCAAGGUUUGGAGACUUGAAGGGUAUUCAUGAGCUUUCUAUGAUGCUUGUUGAAACAAAUAAGCAUACUACUUACAACUUAGUUUACUUGCUUAUAAGACUAGCAUUGAUCCUUCCGGUUGCAACUGCAAGCGUGGAACGAGUGUUUUCCUCAAUGACAUACGUAAAAAAUAAGUUGCGAAAUAGUAUGGGUGAUCAACUAUUGAAUGAUAAUUUAGUCACUUUUCUUGAAAGAGAUUUAUUUUCAAGAGUUAGUGAUGAUGAUGUAUUGGAACGCUUCCAAAGUAUGAAGACUCGAAGAAUGCUUCUGUAG
Molecule: messenger RNA, 1107 nt
Organism: Chenopodium quinoa (quinoa)
Lineage: Eukaryota; Viridiplantae; Streptophyta; Magnoliopsida; Caryophyllales; Amaranthaceae
Product: zinc finger MYM-type protein 1-like
Exons: 1
Coding region: 1-1107 (368 amino acids)
Molecular function (GO): protein dimerization activity
Source: RefSeq, a predicted model, not a curated record